Molecule: messenger RNA, 1965 nt
Organism: Chlamydomonas reinhardtii
Lineage: Eukaryota; Viridiplantae; Chlorophyta; Chlorophyceae; Chlamydomonadales; Chlamydomonadaceae
Exons: 10
Coding region: 308-1432 (374 amino acids)
Biological process (GO): L-phenylalanine biosynthetic process
Cellular component (GO): cytoplasm; chloroplast
Molecular function (GO): prephenate dehydratase activity; arogenate dehydratase activity
Source: RefSeq, a predicted model, not a curated record
CCCACAGAAGCCACCCGGGAGCAUCGCCCCGCUUGCAGACGGAUCCCAAUUUUCAUCGGGCUCACCCAGUUCUGGGCCAAGCCCAAUUUCUCCAUAUUUUAGCGUUACUAGUAUUAGACGAGCUGUUAUAUUGUAUGUGCUUGGAACGAUCCCGUUUGGUUGCUUCUUAACGAUGCAGACGCUCCGUGCACACCAGGCGACAGGCGUAAGCCAGUCAGGACGUGUAGGUCGUGUUACCUGUGCACCAGUUCUAGCAUCUCGCGUUGCGGAGGCGGCCCAGCCCUCUUCGACGGUCGGCCGUCCUGCGAUGGAGGCCCCCACUGCCGCGGCCGGGCGCGCUGGCGACGCGUCUCCUGCUUCUUCAACCAUGUUUGGGAGAAUGCCCUCGGGUGUCGUGGAUCACCGGUUGGUGGCCUCGCCCGGCAGCGUCCUUACAUCAUCCCUAAUCGCAAAGGCCGCGAACAAGUCCAUGGAGGAGCUAUCCAAUCCCGCCUACAGCGCCGCAAAGGCCGCCUAUCAGGGUGUGCCGGGUGCCUACAGCGAGGUGGCCGCGCGCAAGGCCUGCCCCGACUUCGACCCGCUGCCCUGCGACCAGUUCGAGGUGGCGUUCCAGGCUCUGAGCCAGUGGAUGGCGGAGCGCGCGGUGCUGCCCAUUGAGAACAGCCUGGGCGGCUCCAUCCACGCCGUGUACGACCUACUCAUCAGGUACCGGCUCCACAUCAUUGGUGAGACCUCCCUGGCCAUCAACCACUGCCUGGUGGCGCUGCCCGGCACCGCCAAGGGCGACCUGAAGCGGGUCAUGAGCCACCCGCAGGCUCUGGCCCAGUGCGACGGCUACCUUCGGCGCAUGGCGGUGGUGAAGGAGGCGGUGGACGACACGGCCGGCGCGGCGCAGAUUGUGGCGCGGCAGGGGCUGCAGGGCGUGGGCGCCAUCUGCUCCCGCCGCGCCGCCGAGCUGUACGGGCUGGACGUGCUGGAGGAGGGCAUCCAGGACGUCAAGGACAACGUCACGCGCUUCAUCGUGCUCAGCCGCGACCCGCUGGUCACCAGCGAGAGCGACCCGCGCACCUACAAGACCUCCAUCGUGUUCUCGCUACAGCCCGGACCCGGACAGCUGUUCAAGGCGCUGUCGGUGUUCGCGCUGCGCGACAUCGACCUGGCCAAGGUGGAGUCGCGGCCAAUGCGAACCAACCCCAUCGUGCAGAUCCCGUCACAGGACGGCACCAGCUUCACGCGCCAGAACUUCAACUACAUGUUCUACGUGGACUUCGUGGGCAGCCUGCAGGAGGUGCGCUGCCAGAACGCGCUGAGGCACCUGCAGGAGACGGCCCCCUUCCUGCGCGUGCUGGGCUCCUACCCCAUGGACACGGAGCUGGGCACCAUGAGCUCCGACGACCCCGGCAUGAUGCAGAACAUGUCGCGAUACAACUGAUGUACUGACUUGCUUGGGUGAUUGGGGUCUCUCUUGGGAACUGAGGGCCUAUGAGGGCAGGGCAGAGAAGAGGACAGCUGACUCGGUGAUGGGAAUUAUGACUGGCGUAGUGGUGUGGCGUGUGCAUGAUGGUUAGUGGGACCUAGGGUGGGGGCUGGGGUGGGGGCUGGGGUGGGACUGGGGGUUGGCUAGGCGGGCGGGGACAUGAAGGCAGAGGUGCGGGCUUGCAGCGACAGCCUGUGGGUGCUUGGAGCGCCGGGAUGGCAGCAGGGCCGGCCGGGGCGGUGGGGCAGGUGGAGAAGUGCAAACGUAGGAAGGCGUAGGACAGCUUGCGUGCAUGCGGGCGUCAGGACUCGGCAUAUCGGCCGCCGCGCCGAGGGGAACCUCCGGUUUUGGAAGCGGGGGGAACGUUUGGAGGUGGUGGUGGCAGCGCGUGCGUGUGUCUCGGAUGCGCGCGAGUGUGUCUUUCGGGAUUCGGACAGCGCAGAGUGCAGUGGAUUGCGGACUGGGCACUGGUGUAAGCAAAGCAUUGG